This is a messenger RNA of Lingula anatina, 2883 nucleotides long. RefSeq names its product alpha-galactosidase MYORG. Lineage: Eukaryota; Metazoa; Brachiopoda; Lingulata; Lingulida; Lingulidae. Gene Ontology annotation, molecular function: hydrolase activity, hydrolyzing O-glycosyl compounds. Gene Ontology annotation, biological process: carbohydrate metabolic process. The record is from RefSeq and is a predicted model, not a curated record.
GGCUUUGUUGAGCCUCGGCUGUUCUCGAUGUGAAUGCGGCCUAAGACCUCGCGUGAAGAAAAAUCGCAUAACCGAUAACAGUUGUCGACACAAGAGCAAACAAAGGAAACGAGUGCCGCCCGCGUUGCCCUAAUUAUUCGAUUAACCAGUCCUUGAAUUGAUAAGACCACGUUAUUUGUUAAGAUGUAUGUUAUACACUACACGUCGUUUUAUCAGCCCUGUGCACCACAGGUGACCUGAAAAAGGCAAUAGCAACACAAGAAAGGAAACAUGGAUACAACUUUUAAGAAAACCAUGGGCAAUAACGGAAGAUGUAAGGGUUUGGUUGCUGUAAGCAUCAUUGUCAUUUUGACAGUGGCAGUCGGCAUUAUUUCGUGGUAUUUUACGCGACCGACUCAAUCAGAACAACCCAUCAAUACCUUUAAAUUACCAUUGGCGUCCUUUUCUCCACGAAAAAAUGGACAGUUCUCUUUGCAAGCGACUGACGAUGCCAAAUCGAAAGAAGUCCUACGAGGUAAUCUUGGAGUUAAUUUUUCAAUGGAAAAUGAUUUUAGCGUAUGUAAUUCCGAAGGAGUUUGCCUUGACUGGAAAGAUGCCAGAUUGCGGAUAAAUUCCUCACAAGUAGAAGAGGGCGUAACAUGCUUCACGGUGUCGUGGGAGUCUCUAAGUUGUAAUGUGUCAUCCCUAAGAGACUGUUAUGAAAUGCAGGGGUCCCAUUGGUAUGGAGGCGCACAGGUGUAUUAUCAAUAUUGGCCAAUAGAUUCUUGGUCUAUGGAUAUGGCACCAUACGUUGCCGGAGAUUCUUACGCUGGACAAUAUGGCGGGGUGAUAGAAAGAUACUGGCUCUCAUCUGCUGGGGUUGGUAUUUUUGUGAACGCCAGCGUGCCCUUGUAUGUCAGCAUCAACAGCAGUUCAGAUAAAAACAUAUGCCUUGAAAGUAGAUGGGACCUGCCAUAUAUCAACGUUAAGAACACGCUUCCAACCUUAGAAUAUACUAUAUGCAGGAGCAAUAAUCUUAAAACUACUCACGAAUACAUGUCAAAUCGUUUUUUUGAGAAACCCAGAGAGAUACCAGAUGAAAAACUCUUUGUGGCUCCAAUUUGGUCAACCUGGGCCUUAUACAAACAAGCUAUUAACCAGUCCAUGGUCCUUGAUUAUGCGAAACAAAUUCUGGACAAUAAUUUUACCCAUUCGCAAAUAGAAAUUGAUGACGAUUGGACCCCUAAAUACGGGGAUUACACAUUUAACAAAGACAAGUUUCCAAAUACGACCGCAAUGUUUCAGAAGUUGAGAACACAAGGAUUUAGAGUUACGGUUUGGGUGCAUCCUUUCAUGAAUAUUGACUCUACAAGCUUUCAACAGGGAUUAUAUCAGAAUUUUUUCUUACAUCAUCGGACCAGAUCCAUCCCUCAAUACCCCUUACCAAUGUUGAUUACAUGGUGGAAUAAGAUUGCAGCGUUGCUGGACGUUACCAAUCACAACGCAACUGCAUGGUUUUUAAAUAAAAUGAAAAACUUACAAACAACUUACGGAGUAAGUUCUUUCAAAUUUGAUGGAGGGGAAGUGAAUUGGCUACCGAAACAUUAUCUUACGCAUGUUUUGUAUUCAAAUCCAGAUUCCUAUACUAAGCUUUGGGCUGAGAUAGCGUACAAAUCCGACACAACAGUUCGGCACCAAGAAGUACGUGUUGGAACGAGAACCCAACACUUACCCAUUUUCGUACGUAUGAUGGACAAAGAUUCAACAUGGGGUUAUGACAAUGGACUGAGAACAGUUAUCCCCGAUGCCCUGACAUUUGGACUGUUGGGAUAUCCCUUUGUCCUUCCCGACAUGAUUGGAGGCAAUGCUUAUAAUGGUAGCUUGACUGGACUUGCCUAUCCGAGUCGGGAAUUGUUUGUUCGCUGGCUGCAGGUAAACGUCUUUCUACCUUCUAUACAGUUUUCUAUACCUCCGUGGUUGUACGACGACGAUGUUAUAAAUAUCACUCGCAGGAUGAUGGCAAUUCGAGAGCAGUAUGCUGACAAAUUAGUGACCCUAGGCAAAGAUUACCUUAAAACUGGUGCACCGAUAAUCCGACCACUCUGGUGGAUAAAUGCAACGGACGAUAUAUCUCUAACAAUUGAUUCUGAAUUUUUACUUGGCGAUGAUCUAUUAGUGGCUCCAGUUCUGGAGAAGGGGGCUAGGGUUCGUGAUGUGUAUUUAGUACCCCCAUAUAAAUGGAGAGAUGAGCGAACGGGAGGAAUCCUUACUUGCGGUUGGCACUUUAACUACACAGCAGACCUCGGCGAAUUACCUUAUUUUACAAAAAUUAGUAUGUAAAAGUGUUAUGAAAAAUCGACCGUGGUGUUGGAAUUUUCUGAAGGACGAGUUUGCACAAACUCUUGACUUGGAAUUUCUCGUUGGGGACGAUCUCCUUGUUGCGCCAAUCCAAACCUUUUUCGAAAGACAUGUAUUUACUUACUCAGCCGAAAUGUGGAAAGAACAACUGAGAGGGAACGUUGAACUUGGUGGGAGAUGGUUAAAAUAUUACGUGGUCUUUCUUGGAAACCCAGCUCUCUAAAAUGUGAUAAACAAUAUGUCUUUGAAUGCUUAGCUGAAGCUCCCCAGUUUUCAUUCCUAUUCUUAAAAUAUAUAUAUGUAUAAUGAUGAUGAUGGUACACAUAAUUUAAAGUAAAGAUGGGGUAAUUUUGUAUCAUUUAAUUUACAAACUGGACCUAUAUAUCAAGAAAGAACGCAAUUCUGUAUAAAACUUAUGUAUUCUCUCGUUCCCCCUUAGACAAAACAUGCUGCGAGUUAAGUCACUCGGACAAAGGCAUAUAAUAGUAGAAGAAUAAUGUCAGAAAUGAAGAACAAGGACGGACAAGUUUCAACUACUUUCUUUUU